UUUGGCAUUAAGUAACCGGACUUACAAAAAACGUUUCUGUCUAAGGGAGAAAUAUUAUGAAAUAUACUAAGUCUCACGCAACUUUACUAGUAAUCCGCUAUUUCGCAAUUAUUUUGCGCAUGUUGUUUUGCAGUUAAUAUUUUUUGAAAAGAAAACCUUUGGUGGUAGUUUUGUAAAAAACAGAACUGCUUUUCAAUAGAAAUAAGAAAUACGUGGGGUAACUAAUAGAUGUUACUUUUUCAAAUCGUGUCGCAAAUUAAGGACAGCACAAAACACAGUAGCUACAAAAUUCUACGAAUUUGCUUGGACCCCGACAAUAAUUUGCAAAAUAUGUGGUAGUUAUUUUUUAUUUUUAAUACCAUCAACGUUAGCUAGCAUUAAUAUUUAAAACAACAAGUAAAGUAAAAAGUGAGUAUUGCGUCGCUCGUGUUUGUUUUAUGCGGAAGCUCAAUAUCUUAAAAAAUCUUUUGUUGUAAAUAUCUCACUGACGCUCUCAAUUACGUCACACGGUUAGCAAAAAGAAUAAUUUUUUAAAAACGUUUUAAUUUCUAGAAAGACGUAUACGUUUACAAAAAUGGGAAAUCGUUGUUGUGUUGGAAAGAGAAAACCUGAAAUUGAGUUACCUUUUAAGACAUCUGACAUUGUCCGUUUAAAAAUAUCGUGGACCAAAAUCAAGCCAGAAUGGAACAAGGUCAUUAAAAUUGCUUUUAAAAGGUGGUUCAGCGCUUAUCCAGAAAUAUGGAGCAUGUUCAGCACCGCUGCACAAAACUUGGACGAUUUGCUGGAAUCACCAAUCAUUUCACGCCAUGCAAAAAAAUUUGAAGAAUUAAUUGAAAUUGUCAUUUACAAUUUGCAUAAAGGAGAAGUACUGGUCCAAUCGUUGAUUGAUCAUGGCAGAUUUCAUCAUUCGUUUGGUGCACAACAGAGAUUUGCAACUACUUUAGCUACAAGUUUGAAGUUUGCAGUUUUCACGUUCCUGCAAAAUGACGAAAGUGUGGAUGAUUGUAAAACACAAGAGGCUUGGGACAGUCUAUUCAACUUUUUGUCUGGGUUGCUGAAAUUAGGUAUGCGAAAAGCGAUUGAAGAAGAAAAAAACAGCACAAAUGACACAAAACAAUCAAAAAAAGAGCAACAGAGAUCAAUGGCAGACAAUUUACGUCACUUAUUCGAAUGUUAAACAGGUGUAAUACACUUAGAAACAGCGUCGGUGCGGAUGAUUACUUUAUGAAAGCGCAUUCAAGUUGACGAAAAUUCCAACGAAGGAUUUUGAAUAAUGAAAAUAUAAUGGAAGAGUCUUUGAGGAUUGAUGGGUGAGCUGUUAAAAAGAAAGACAUUGUGUAUUGAAUUAAGAAACUAGAAGCAGAUUCUUUUACAAGGGACUGUUUCAGCAAUUUUUGUUAUAGUCUUUAUUGUUAUUGUUAUUUUAUUUUUUGUUGUUGUUGUUGUUGUUGUUGUUGUUGUUGUUGUUGUAGGAAAUAUAUCUCUUUGUAAUUAUCGUUAUCGAUGUGGUUUUGGAAAAAAGUACCAGCAAUAAAAUACAUUUUUGCAUCCUCAUUUCUGUACUUUUCAUCUGGUACUUUUGAGCGCAAAAAGACAGUAAUUGUGCGCCAAAAGUUUUUUGAUUUUUUUUUAAUAUUCCGUAAAAAUUCCAUUCAUAUUUUCUCUCUCGAUUAGUUCUGAAAUCUAAAAACACGCUACAUAGUAUACUUUUGCAUCCAGAUAAUCAAUGUUAUGUUAUCUAAAUGUCUAAAAAAUCCCGUGUAAAGAUUGUCAUACUGCUGAUUUUAGUGAAACAAAACGAAUGUUCUAGCACAAAAGGCCGUACGCAACAUUAAUACAGACAAAAUAAGAUUGCGGACCACAGCUGGGAGAAUGAUCAUAAUUAUAGACUGGGAUAAUAAA
This is a messenger RNA of Hydractinia symbiolongicarpus, 1902 nucleotides long. RefSeq lists its product as uncharacterized. The coding region runs from base 575 to 1177 and encodes 200 amino acids. Lineage: Eukaryota; Metazoa; Cnidaria; Hydrozoa; Anthoathecata; Hydractiniidae. The record is from RefSeq and is a predicted model, not a curated record. The transcript is spliced from 3 exons. Gene Ontology annotation, molecular function: oxygen binding; heme binding.